AUGGGCCUCCGCGUGAGCAAACCCCAGCCGGAGGGCAAGCCUCGCUCCUGGUACCGCGACAACUUCUUCCUCACAACCGACAAGCGGUACCUGGAGCCCCACGUCGUCAACGACAUCUUCCGGUCGGAUCUCAUGUGGUGGAAUGACCCCCUCGAGCCGGGACAGAUGAAGAAGAUGCUCGACAAUUGUCUGACGCUGUGUCUGUACUGGGUCCCCGAGACCGAGGAGCAGAUGAGAAAAUCCGGCGUCCCCCUACGAAGAGAAGGCCCCGACUUCAAGCUGGUCGGCUUCGCCCGCCUCGUCACCGACUACGUCUCCUUCGCCUACCUCACGGACGUCUUCGUGCUGCGCGACUACCAGCGUCGCGGGCUCGCCUCGUGGAUGAUCCGGUCCGUCAAGGAGGUGGUCAUGGAGUGGCCCGACCUCCGGGGCCUGACGCUCAUGGCCAACGACAGGGCCUCGGCGCGCAUGUACGAGCGGGACCUGGGGGCGCUCGAGUUCGACAAGGGGCCCUCGGCGGGGCUGAUCAUGCUUGAGAUGCCGGGGAGGGCGGAGAAGGGUGUGCCGAAGGAUCAUUGA
Molecule: messenger RNA, 579 nt
Organism: Clonostachys rhizophaga
Lineage: Eukaryota; Fungi; Ascomycota; Sordariomycetes; Hypocreales; Bionectriaceae
Source: the annotation of a GenBank genome assembly